This is a messenger RNA of Fopius arisanus, 3996 nucleotides long. It is a transcript of the gene Fmr1, whose product is annotated as synaptic functional regulator FMR1. The record is from RefSeq and is a predicted model, not a curated record. The transcript has 16 exons. The coding region runs from base 42 to 2009 and encodes 655 amino acids. Gene Ontology annotation, cellular component: nucleus; neuronal ribonucleoprotein granule; membrane. Gene Ontology annotation, molecular function: protein homodimerization activity; translation regulator activity; mRNA 3'-UTR binding. Gene Ontology annotation, biological process: regulation of mRNA stability; regulation of translation at postsynapse, modulating synaptic transmission; anterograde axonal transport. Lineage: Eukaryota; Metazoa; Arthropoda; Insecta; Hymenoptera; Braconidae.
UCGUGCAGAUCGUAGUGAGUCCCGUCACACAUAUAAGCAAGAUGGAGGAUCUCGCAGUCGAAGUAUGCGGCGAAAACGGAGCGUAUUAUAAGGCCUAUGUCACUGAUGUCUUCAAGGAUGAAGUACUGGUGGCCUUCGACAAUGACUGGCAGCCCGAAUCAAAGUUUCCAUUUGCUCAAGUACGUCUACCGAUGAAGGAUGGCCCGAAGGCAGAGUUCCAGGAGAGUCAGGAGAUCGAGGUUUACUCGAGGGCCAAUGAUCAAGAAGUCUGUGGCUGGUGGAAGGCCAUCAUCAAGAUGAUCAAAGGGGGUUUUCUAGUUGUUGAGUACCUCGGCUGGGAGUAUAGUUACACAGAGAUCGUCGCUCUGGAACGUAUCAGAAUGAAAAAUACAAAUCCGCCAAUCGACAAAAAUACCUUUCACAAGAUCGAGAUCGAUGUACCUGAAGAGCUCAGAGAGUUUGCUAAGAUGGAUAACGUACACAAGAAGUUCCAGAAAGCGAUAGGUGCAGCUGUUUGUCGAUAUAUACCAGACAAAGGAAUCCUCCUGGCCAUUUCCAGAAACGAGAAUAUCCGCAGGAACAGUAGUAUGAUCCAAGAGAUGCACUUCCGAAAUCUCUCGCAAAAAGUGCUCCUGCUGAAGAGGACGGAAGAAGCAGUUCGCCAACUAGAGUCCACGAAGCUCCAGACAGUCGGGGGAUACAGAAGAAAAAAAAACGAUAUUAAAACAGACAGAAUGGAAUCGAGCAAAUUUAGAUCAUCAAACUUUAUAUAUCAGCGUGUCUCAGACUAUGAGGCUGGGGCCAGAUCAAAUCCAAGAUACACGGACGAAUUCAAUGUUCGUGAAGAUCUGAUGGGUCUGGCGAUUGGAGCACAUGGGGCUAACAUCCAGCAGGCGCGAAAAGUCGAGGGCAUAACGAAUAUAGAGUUGGAGGAGAAUUCCUGUACAUUCAAAAUAUACGGCGAGACUCACGAGGCUGUGAAGAAAGCACGCUCGAUGCUGGAGUACAGUGAGGAGUCUAUACAAGUGCCAAGAGUCCUCGUAGGAAAAGUUAUUGGAAAGAAUGGGCGGAUUAUUCAGGAGAUUGUGGAUAAAAGCGGUGUUAUUACAUCUGGCUCGAGUGGGAAUGUACAUACUGAUAGAGUUCGAGUUAAAAUCGAGGGGGAUAACGAGCCUCAGCCGACGAUGCCUCGUGAGGAGGGACAGGUUCCAUUCGUUUUUGUUGGGACUGUUGAGAGUAUUGCCAAUGCAAAAGUACUGUUGGAAUACCAUUUAGCACACUUAAAGGAAGUUGAGCAACUUCGACAAGAGAAAUUGGAAAUAGAUCAGCAGCUGCGGAAUAUGCAUGGCUCGACAACGGGACCGAUACCCAGUUUUACACCUGUCAGGCGAGGCAUGUCCUCGGGUCCAGAAGAGGGUGGUGGGGGUCGUGGUGGACGUGGAGGACAGUCACGGGGUCGUGGACGAGGAAGACCACCAGCACGACUCAAUGCAGGUAAUCGUAGAGACAUGAUGGACGGCAACGACGAGCGAGUGAGAGACCUGCCACCUCGAGGGGGAAGUCAUCAGGGUCAUCAGGGUCAUCAGGGUGGCAGUGGUAGUUGGACGGGCAACAGACAGGGUAGACCGCCUGCACUACGACGUGACCGCAGAGACGACAGACGUCGAACCACUGACGAUGAAGAGACUGUCCUCGAUAGCCAAGACGUAUCUAGCAUCGAUCGAGAAUCUGUAUCGAGUGUCGAGGGAAAGCCUAGGGGGAACAAACGAAGGCAGAUUCGAUCAAGACGACGCAGUGCAACGCCAGACAGCAGUCAGAAAGGCAAUUCAGGACAGGCUGACCAGACAUCUGUGAAUAAAGAGGGGACUCCCAUCUCCAAGGACGUGAUAAAUUCAAACAACAGUGGUCCACAGGGCCCCAAGGGUCAGAGUAAUCGUCGUCCACACAACUGGCGUUCCUCCUCCAACAACAAGCCGAAAGAGACCCUGGUAAACGGUACCAGUGGCUAAUAGCCAUCCUCCAUUAUCUUCUUCAAUCGACCCCCUCGGAGAGUAGAAGAAGGAUUGACACGAGUCAAUGAAGGAAAACCGUUAAGAUCAGAGAUAAACAAUGAAUUAAUUACCGAGAUAAUACACUAAUGACUACUCUGAAGAAAUGGCUGAUGGACACCUAAGCAACGUGGACACAUGACGCUCUACCCGAUUUAUUCAAGGACUUUGAGAGGAACAACUGAGGAACACAACAAUCUGUUAAUGAUUAAACGAAGAAUGAUUACUUGGUCUACUUAUUCACAUCUUCAACACUGUUCGUUUCCAAUAGUGAGGAUCAACUGCAGUUGUUUUGAUGGGGUAUGAGGGCAGGAAGUAAUUGUGGAAAAAAAAAUUCAAAGUGAACUUCGUCGUUGGACGAAAGGUAAAUCAUUCUUUCGUAUACACAAAUGAGAAAUGAAACAUUUAAAGACAUAUUAAUAUCCAUGCAUGGUUUAGUUUGAAAAUGAUAGAGAUUGACUAUCAUUGCGUUUGAUAAAUAUGGACACAUUCAUUGGGAUAUUGAUGGGGGCGUGGGGAUGAUGAUUAUCGACGACCGUGUUGCACUGUUUUGUGCACAUGGGUUUGUUUCGUUGAGUGCGAUUGAUAUUUGAGACCCUUCCCGGAUUGUGAAACCGUGCCUCACGUUUUUUCCCCCUUUUCUUUCAAAAUAAUGAGAUGAAUCGUCACGAGACUCGAUGACCAACAAACUUUAUUGAUGAAAAAAAAAAUCUCUCGUCAGGAUCAAGUGAUUAACGGUUGAUCUUAUGCUAGGGAUUGAAAACCGAAUAUGAUCAACCAAAUUUAACUCGUAUAAUGAACAAUCUAAUUGUUCUCCAUCCUCUGGAUUUAUUGAUAAAUUAUUGAUAAAUGGUUAUUAAAAAACAGGGUCAAAACGAGAAAAAAAAAAUUUGAUGGAAUCGAUUGAUGAUUAAAUGAACCGAAUGAAAAUUAGCAUCCAUUCCUAAUUGUGAUUGGCAGCUUGGCAAAUUGUUUUUCGUGGUAGAAAAUAUAUCUUCUCCCAAUGAUGUCUCCUCAUUUCUUUCUAUUUGCACAAUGUUGAAUUGUUUUUUAUUACUUUAUCCAACAUUUUUUUAUUUGAUUAUUAUUAAUUUUCUUGUCCAAGAAUUACUAUUCUCCCCCGUUCAUUUAUUGACCUAUUAUGUUCUCCGUUUGAGUGGUAAUUUCCCUAUACUUGGAUUACGAUAAAUAUGGAAAACAUUUUUAGUUUUUGGUUGAUAUUUGAGGGGAAUUUAUGGCUUGGUCCUUUUGUACGACGUAAUUAUUGUUUCUUCUUUUUAUUUGUACGAAUUUAUUAUUUUCGCUCGUCAUAUCUGUAAUUUGUCAAUACUAGAGAUUCCUGGAUUGAUAAUGAAACGUUUAACUGCUAAUUGGCUGAUUAAAAUCAUCAAAAUUUCCGAAGAACGUUAAAUCAACACGUGAAACUAAUGAUUCAAUAUGAAAAAUCAAUAUAUUUAGCGAUACCAAUGUAUGAUGUGCCAGACAGGAAAAGAAACAGUGAAACAUGGAACGAUGAUACAUGUUUUAUGAUAUCUAAAGUCUAGCUGAAAGUGCAGAUUUAGCGCAUUACCUUUAUUACUAUAUUACUACUUAGGCGAAAAGAUACGAAAAAAAAAAUCAUAAAAAAAUGUGGAUGUCUGAACAAAUAAACUAGCUUUACUAUACUAAGCUAUUAAACAAAAAAUACAAAAAAAAAAUAAUUAAAAAUACUAAAAAAAACACGUAAAAAUAAAGAAUACAAAAGUAAUAGAUGAUCACUUAGUCAGCGGUUUUAAAUUGUCUCACGGUGUUGCCUUGUUCCAAUUUAAAACAGUUGUCUUUAAUCUCUUCUUCCGGACAUGACAACAACUUCAUCGGACGUGUCUCAAAAUAAAUCAUUGCAAAGCAAUAAAUACACUGACGAUGGUUGAUUGCAAAGAAAAAAUGAUUAAUAAAUAAAAAAAAAAAA